Colossoma macropomum (tambaqui) is the source of this 4065-nucleotide messenger RNA. RefSeq lists its product as uncharacterized. The record is from RefSeq and is a predicted model, not a curated record. Gene Ontology annotation, molecular function: protein binding. NCBI's taxonomy places the organism in Eukaryota, Metazoa, Chordata, Actinopteri, Characiformes, Serrasalmidae. The coding region runs from base 201 to 1091 and encodes 296 amino acids. The transcript has a single exon.
CUCUCCCUCUCUCUCACGCAAAUACGAUACGGUCCCGAGCAGCCAGCCCGUGACGAUGAGCUCGCGCUAGUGCUGCGCGCUGCCCGUUUCCUUUUGUAUUAUUGAAUGAACGGCUUUCCAGCUCUUAUGCAAUCGUUGCGCUAAUGCGGCGUUUAUGAAGCUGGAUUUCUUCUCCCAGCCGGACCCGAAGCAGCCUCAGCAUGUCCCGGUCCAGCAGGCCUGCAAUGACCCCCGCGGAGGACGAGUGCAAGCAGCGCCAGCUUCUUUCCUUCCUCUUCUACCAGGCCGUGAGGGACCACAAGCCCGUGUGGAUGCUGGAGGACAUGCGCACUAUGGAAACGUUCCACUGGGAGGACAGCGCGACGCAGCGCUCCUACACUCCAUCCGAGGCUCUGCUGUACGCCAUAGUGCAUGACCACCAGGCCUACGCGCAGUAUCUGCUCAGCCACUUCUCAGAUGGCGCCCUGGCCACGCCAGGCGAGCGCUUCUGCUGCUGUCCGUCAUCCGCGCCGCACCUGGCCAUGGCCGUCCGCUAUGACAGACGGGACAUCCUGACCCUCAUCCUGCAGGUGGCCCACCGGCUGCCCGGCUUGCGCUCCUACAUGAACAGGAGUGGGUGCUUCCAUGCAGAAGAUGGCAAAACGCCGCUGCACCUGGCCUGCGAGCUGCUGAGGUCAGAGGCAGUCCUGCUGCUGCUGGGCAGUGGCGCGUCACCCCAGGCCCGGGACCACAAUGGCAUGACCCCGCUGGACGUCAUCCUGGAGCAGCUGUGGGACUCCAAAGUCAACACAGGGGCCAAAAAGCUGUGCCUGGACAGCCUGCUGAUGUUCAUGCCCGAGGUGCGCUUCAAGAUGAAAAGCUCGCUGGAGAAGGACCCACAGUGCUGGUCCAAAGUUCUGGGCGAGGAGAAAUUCAAUUAUCUGAUAGGAAAACUCCCAGCGCCGCUGUUUCUCAUAGCUAUGCAAAGAAUCCUCUCUCAGCUGCCCCCGGAGCAGUUCCCCAACAGCCUGGACAAGCUGCCCAUACCGGCUGCUCUGAAACCUCUGCCACAGGCCUUCAAACAACAACACAGCCGCUACACUGUGGCCUAGCUUAUUUUAACAUGUUUAAAGGGGAAUUCCACCAAUUUUUUCAAGAAUUCUGCAUAAUUCAGUGUUUGAGAUGUAAACAAAGUGAUUCAGAGUGGUUUGGUGUGAAAUGGUUCAGGUUUCUUUACAGUGGUGGUGAUAGGAACCAGGAGUCGCCAUGACUACAACACAAAUAUAGACAUUUACUAACCAAAACCACCAGUGAAUAAAAUAAGUUUUAUAUGAAAAUCUGAAAAAAUUCUCAGCUCACAAUGUCCUUUAUUGUCUCUCCAUCAUAAAUCAUAAACUGAAUAGAUUUUAAAAAUAGGUUUUAUGUCAAAAGCUUAUCUCAGAAUCAUCGUAAAAAAAAGUCACAGCGUAUUUAUAACCAUUUCAUGUAAUAAGUUUCUGCGAGGGAGCUUUUAGAGGUGGACGUCUGGUUCCUAUCACCACCACUGUAAACAAUUCUGACUCAGUAAGUUUCUCUAGAAUGAAGCACUUUGCAUUAAACAGCUCUGAAUGACUUUAUUUACGUCUUAACCGCGUAGUUAUGCAGAAAAUUAGAAAAAUAUUGGUGGAAGAUAUUCUGUGCUCGUAUUUAUUCAAACUGAUGUAACUCUGGCAUGAAUUUUAGAAUUUUAUCAAUGUGCAAAUGGUGUACAUGUGGCAUGAAGUGGUUGACUGAUCAGCCGCAGUAACUCAACAUGAACUCACCUGAGCAAUAUCGUCUUCCUGGUCUCUCUUCUGUGGGGGGUGAACAAAAUAAUGGAAACAACUGAUUUUAAAAACAAGGCAUCAUGUUUUUAAAGGCAAUGCAUAUGUUCAUUAUUGAUUUUGAAAGGGCCCAUAUCUUACAUUUUUCCUGUAUCCACUUCCAGGUCCACUUCUAACAAUUGUGUGGUUUUGUGUACCAAAACAGUCUAUGUGACAUUUUCCAGCCUCUCUUUAACCCUUAGAAUGAAACAGGCUGGUUUUGUUACUGUGCCUUUAAGACUGAUAUAUGUAAAUGAGCUCUGUUCUGACUGGCUAACCUCAUUCAAAAAGCUUCCAGGCUGAAUUACUCCUUAUAACUACAGUGGGAGUGGCCAGGGCUAACCUGCUGCAGGCUGUAUAGGUGGACAUAGUCUUAUGCAAAGGUUUUGGCACCUCUGGUCAAACAACAUGUUUUGUGAUUUUCUAAGUGUGAAUAAGUUAACACACCCUCUACAGAGAACUCACUUCUGCACAUUUUAAUGCACUGAUACUAUUUAUUUGCUGCAUUUAACAUAUUGAGAGUAAUAAAUGUGGCCUGUGCAAAAGCUUGUGAACAUGCAGGCCCAGAUCUAACAGGCCCAGCAAUUAUGAGAAAAUCUAAACAGCUGUCUUGACGUGCAGUGGCCACUUUACUAGCAGCACAGCAGAACAUUUUUUGUUAUGGCCGUUAACAAUCCUGACACUCUCCAUGUCUUUCCUAUAUGUCUGCUUCAUUUUCUCCUUCAAUCAUUGCUCAGCAACCGUUGCACUACUGCCAUUACCUCGGUCAAGCUUUUAGGUUUGUAGCAGUGAACUAGUGUUCCUGUGAAUGCACUUUGAAGCUCCAGACAUUCAAAAGAUCAGACCUGAUGCUUCCACAAAGUAGAGGGUGCACAUUUCUAAAGUCAGAUAUAAAAUGUCACUCACCAGAGUUGAAGAAAAAUGUUACUUUGUCCUUGUCGGCAGUGUACUGCAUCAACAGAGAUAAGAUUAUAAAUGAAAACAUUUUACAUGCCUGCUACAUGCUUUAUCUUAGGAUGCUUGACAGUUUGAGUUGUUAAGGUACUUGCUUUUUCUCCCCAUCAUUACAUUUCAGCCGUCCGAUUUUAUGUCGUCUCUAUUGGAGUAAAAGUGUUGAAUGUGAAGGGAGGUUGUAUGCUUAAUAGGGAAAUGUUCCAUUGGUUGUUGGUAAUAUAUGCAUAAUCUUUUUAUAGUUUUGUCUUGAUUGAAAAAAAAUUAUUUAUGCGGAUGAUGUGUCUACACUGUGGUUCGUGUGCUGCCACCGUGGUGCUGCAUAGACUUUGUGUAACCUACUCUGAUAUGAUACAAAUUAAUGGACCACCCAAAAAGGUAGCCAGGUAGGGGCCCACCAGAUAUUUGUGUCCAUAGGCUGAUAAUUUGAUCCAGGCCUGGGCACACAGCAUGAUUUAUGUUUUAAGCUUUUUUCCAAUUUGUUAUACUCAAAAAAUAAUAGAUACUGUACUCUAAGAUAUAGCAGAAAACAGCAUAUUUAAGUUACCUGUAGAGGAUGUGUUACAUUAUUUUCACUUUGAGAGUUCAACAAAAUGUAAUUUGACCAGGGUUGUUCAAACUUGUAUACGACUGUAUACACAUAUGUUGAUUUUUGUGACAUAAAAAACAUUGGGUCUCAUUCAUCUGUUAUCUUUCAAAGUUUGUCUUUAAAUGUGUUCUUGAGAAAGGUCCUAAGAAAAAGUCUACGUCAGAUUCAUGAUGUGUUCUUAAACCGCAGAAUUGUUUGCGGUUUUGUUGCUUAGACUGUGUGUAGAUUCUGUUCUUAUCUACAAACAAAUCUCAAAUAAGAAAACACUGGUGAAUGUCAGAAUCUUCAUAACAACUGCCUAAGUGGUUUUAGGAAGAAAUUUCUUCCUAAGAAUACUUGGUGAAUGAGGCUCAAUGAACUUAAACAGGCUGUUUUUGCAGCUUAGUUUCAGUAUAUGGACUGUAAAGUGAAGUGGAGGGUCAAUGAAGUGGACUAUAAAUGAAGUGGAGGGUCAGUGGUGCAUUUUGAAAUUUUAACCAUGUUUACAUUCUACAAGAAACUCUUUUCAUUUCUUUAAAGUGAGGACAAAUCAGUUUCCCAUGAUAUGGGCUGUUUAAUCAUUAUAUGAACUGACUACUGAACUGAUAUUUUCUUUCAGCCAUGAUAUUGUUGGUUAAUAUUAUUAAGGGAAUCUUACAAGAAAAACAAUUUACUUUUUUAAAUGAUAUGGUAAAUCAUGGUUAAUAUAAUCAGGAAUAUAAAGUA